UCCACCCUGGGAGGUGCUGGUGGCACAGGUACUGCCCGACACUCCUUUAUAUGGAGCAGCUCAGUCUGGAAACAGAGGCUGGAAGACCUCGGAAGACCUCGUAGCCUACCAAGUUCUCCCCAUGGCUUUAGAUGCAAUCUGCCACCCCUCCGGAAAGAGACCCUACAAGAUGCAAACCUUCAGAAUCUGGGACAUUAACCAGAAGACCUUCUACCUGAGGAACAACCAACUGAUUGCUGGAUACUUGCAAGGACCAAAUACUAAAUUAGAAGAAAAGAUAGAUGUGGUGCCCAUUGAUCCUCACGUUGUGUUCCUGGGGAUCCACGAAGGGAAGCUGAGCCUGUCCUGUGUCAAGUCUGGGGAUGAGACCAGGCUCCAGCUGGAGGCAGUUAACAUCACGGACCUGAACAAGAACAAGGAGCAGGACAAGCGCUUCACCUUCAUCUGCUCAGAGAACGGCCCCACCACCAGCUUCGAGUCAGCCGCCUGCCCGGGCUGGUUCCUCUGCACGGCUCUGGAAGCUGACCGGCCCGUCGGCCUCACCAACAAGCCCGAAGAACCCACGAUGGUCACCAAGUUCUACUUCCAACAGGACCAGUAGCACUGUCCAGACCUGCCCGGCCCCAGCCCAGCUCACGGAUAACUCUGGGGCCUGCCUCCCCACCCCGGCCUGGGGCUCCUGGCCAGCUCGGGUCUCUGAUGAGCAGCCUUUGUGGGCUGGACCCUUGGAAGGGGUCAGCAGAACCCUGGAAACAGGACUCUGCCUCCAGCUGCCUCCCUUGACCCAGUCUCCAUGCUGCCUCCAGAAUGGUCUUUCUAAAGUGCAGGUCAGAACACGGCAGCCCCCUGCUCACAGCCCUCCAUGGUCACCUCCACAAUCAGAAUGUCAUCCUGGCCCUGCCCAGCCCAGACACCCUCUGCUUCCCCGACUCCUCCGCCCCACGUGUGGAUGCCACAGAUCCAUCAGGCACUCACUGGCCCCCCACCAAGUGGCUGCUGCACCCAGGUCUAUACACUGAUGCUGUUCCAUGGGGAAAUUUUUAAGAGUCUGUGGAAAAAUAGAAAAUGAGGAUUUUGUGGUAUUUUUUUUUUUAUUCAGACAACUUUAUUCAAUGUGGAAGAGAGUCUUUCAUUUGGAGAUUAUGUUCAUUCCAAAGGGGGUUAGGAGUUAAAAUAUUCCUGGGCUUGUGAAAAGAUGGCGAAAGUGAGAAGUAGGUGGGAGCUUUUUCUUUCUUCUUUUUGUAAUGUCCUAACCAGUAAAAAUGAAAAGUUAGCGUGUUAUGUUGGCCCCCUAAUUUUUGUCCUUUUUGAAACCUUCCCAUAAUCUGGGCCCCACUGCCUGGGCCCCAGACACCAUCUCCACUCCAGACCUUUUACAGCUGCCUGCAGUCCUUUCCCUGCCACCAAAGUUCCCCCAGCUCCCAAAUCACCACACACAUGCACAUGUGGCUCCCAGAGGAAUGAAUCGCUCCCUGAGCAUUUGGCAGUCCUGACACUCUGAGCUUGUGUGAGACGUGGCUGUGCCUGUCUGUCUCCUGCACCAGACAGUGAGCCCUGGGGAGCAGGGAGCACCUGGCCCAGCCCUUGCAGGUGCUCGAUGAAUGUGUGUUGUAUGUGUUGGGUGGGAAGUUCCUUCCUCCCUGUGACUGCAGCUAUUUAACAAUAAAACCUUGAAAACUCA
This is a messenger RNA of Cynocephalus volans (Philippine flying lemur), 1681 nucleotides long. It is a transcript of the gene IL1RN, whose product is annotated as interleukin 1 receptor antagonist. Lineage: Eukaryota; Metazoa; Chordata; Mammalia; Dermoptera; Cynocephalidae. Gene Ontology annotation, biological process: inflammatory response to antigenic stimulus; negative regulation of interleukin-1-mediated signaling pathway. The transcript is spliced from 5 exons. Gene Ontology annotation, molecular function: interleukin-1 receptor binding; cytokine activity; interleukin-1 receptor antagonist activity. Bases 122 to 601 code for a protein of 159 amino acids. The record is from RefSeq and is a predicted model, not a curated record.